Aspergillus eucalypticola CBS 122712 is the source of this 1253-nucleotide messenger RNA. RefSeq lists its product as uncharacterized. The transcript has a single exon. The coding region runs from base 1 to 1197 and encodes 398 amino acids. The record is from RefSeq and is a predicted model, not a curated record. Lineage: Eukaryota; Fungi; Ascomycota; Eurotiomycetes; Eurotiales; Aspergillaceae.
AUGAAAUUCCAACACGUCGCACCGGUGUGCCUUGCGGGCUGUGCCCUGGCCUUGCCGACUCCGGUCGAGAAGAGACAGGAUCUCUCCGACCUCAUUCCGUUCCCUAUCCCAAGCGGUCUAAUUCCGACUGGCCUUUCCCUUCCGUCUGGCCUCUCCCUCCCAUCCGGUCUCUCCCUCCCUUCAGGCCUCUCCCUCCCUUCAGGCCUCCCCAGCUUCUCUCUGCCUACGGAUCUGUCCGACCUAGGCUUGAAGCGCCGGGACGUGCCUUUCUCUCUGCCCUCUGGUGCUGCACUCCCUACAGACUCCCAAGCACUGUCUCAGCUCCUGCCAUCUGGUCUUCCCGACCUGUCCAGCCUCGGCAUCACCCUUCCCACCGGGCUUCCAUCCGAGAAGCGCCAAUUCGGCGGCGGCGGCGGCGGCGGCGACUCUGGCUCAUCUUCCAGUCCCUUUGGAAGCAUGCCCAGCUUGGGUGGCGGUGACUCCUCUUCCUCCGACUCCUCCAGCCCCUUCGGAGACCUACCCGGCCUUGGUGGUAGUGGCUCAUCCUCCUCCCAAUCCGGCGACUCCCCCUCACCCUCCAGCGGCUCAUCCUCGUCCGGCGGAAUCCCCGACUUCCUCAACGGCCUCGGAGGCUCUUCCAGCGAUUCUUCUAGCUCUGCCCAGCCCUCCAGCAGCGACGCUCUCAGCGGGCUCUCCGGUAUCUUUGGCGGGCUCGGAGGCGACUCCUCCCAGUCUUCCAGCGGCCCUUCUAGCUCCUCCCAGCCCUCCAGCAGCGACCCCUUCGGCGGACUCUCCGGCAUCUUGGGCUCUCUCGGGGGCGGCUCCAGCUCCUCCCAACCCUCCGGCAGCUUCUCUAACCCCUUCGGCGGCUCCUCUUCCUCUUCCUCUUCCUCCGACUCUUCUACCCCGGCUCAGCCCAGCGGCAGUGCUCCCCAGCCCAGCGCUGCCUUCCCCAGCAUCAGCCUCCCUGAGCCCAGCAGCAGCAGCAGCUCUUCCGACUCCAGCGACAGCGACUCUUCUUCCUCUGCAUCGGACUCCGAGCCCUCUCUCAGCCUUCCGACUCCGUUGGCGUUCUCGCCCGGUGGUCCGAACAUCCCGGCUCCUUCGUCUAGCUCGGCUAUUCCUACCAGCUCGGCUGUUCCUACUAGUGCGGCUGUGCCGACUGCGCCGUCUUCGUUUAAGCAGUUCUUUGCUUAGAAAAUGGUCGACACGGGUUGUAAACAGAUCGGUGGGUAGAGAAGUAGGUAGAUGGG